CUUCUUUUCCGUUCCGAAGUAUAAUUUUAUUUCUGCUCCACUUCCUUUCUGAAUACCCAGAUAUAUUUUUAUUCAAAUAUAAAUAUAAUAAUGCAAGAAUCAAGAAACCAAGUCUUUAGUGAUCACACUUUGAGUUUGAGAUUUUAGAAAGGGAGGCAAUCUUUGGUUCUGAAGGAAAAGAAAGAAGAUAAAGAGAGGAAAGCUUUCUUACAGUUGACAACAGUAUUAGGUAGUGACUUCCUUUGUUUUCUUUGUAGAUUCAUUGUGAUAAUUAUUAGAAAGAGACACAGAAGGAAAGAUUGAGAGGGAGAGUGAAUUUACAAGAGGCUGAGAUGAUUUGCCUCAGAUCCAGUUGAUGGAAGUAGAUGGAGAAGAGUCUGGAGAAGAAGGAGCUGAUAAAGCCUAAGGAAUGGAAAAUCGUCAUCUAAAUCUCGCUGUUCACAUUCCAAAAUCAUUCUUGAUGAGAGGAGUUGAUCAUUUAGUUGAACAAUGACAGGCUGUUUGAUUUUAGACAGUUCAGAGGGUAUCUUUUUGUACUGCUCAAAUAAGGAUUUUGAUGGAGGAUAUGUCUCCAACAGUUGCAGUGCCAUUUAGAUUAGGCAAUUCAGUCUGUGAAAACUCAACCAUAGAUACCCAUUUGGAUAUCACAAGACUUAAGUUGAUGGCAGAUGCUGCUGGGUUGUUAUCUGAUUCUGUAAUGGAGGUUUCUACGGUUGGGGAUAAGGGUUGUCAUUAUGGUGAGUUAGAUAAUGAAGUUAGUGAUACAGCAGUUGCAGUUGUGGAAGAGGACAAGAGGGGAGGAGUCCCUUUGUUGGAUAUGAUCUCGCAUAAUAAAAGCAACUGGUUGGUUAGUAAUGAUGUAAUAAACCGAGAAAGUGAAGAUGAUGGUACAUUUUCCUUGGAGGGUGAUCAUAUUUUUGAUAGCUCAUGUUCUCUUUCAGUGGCUAGUGAAACUAGCAGUUUGUGCGGAGAGGAUUUCAUUGGUUUUGAUGCCAUAUCUGAGAUAGGAACACUGAGUUCUGUGGAUAUUGGGAAGAGCAUUUGCAAUGUUGACAUUAUUGCUAAUGCUGCCAAUUUGGAGUCAAAUGUUGAGUCGGAGGUUGUGAGAGAUUCGGUUUCAGUUGCAAUGAGCCUUGAGGAAGAGAUUCGGGAUGCAUCUGACCCAAAUCCAUCUGCAGUUGUACUUCAGUUGGCUCUGGGAAAAGGAGCGAGCAGAACAGUCUCACGUAGUGUUUUUGAGGUGGAUUGCGUGCCCCUUUGGGGAGUUACAUCUAUAUGUGGAAGGAGACCUGAGAUGGAAGAUGCAGUUGCAAUUAGGCCACAUUUUCUGAAAAUUCCUAUUCAAAUGCUAAUUGGUGACCAGGUGAUUGAUGGUAUGAGCAAGUAUAUAACUCACCAGACUGCUCAUUUCUUUGGGGUCUAUGAUGGUCAUGGAGGUUCACAGGUUGCAAAUUAUUGUCGUGAUCGUAUCCAUUCCUCAUUGGCUGAAGAGAGAGAAUUCAUUAAGAACGACUUGAGUGAUGGAAGUAUAAAACAUAGUUGCCAAGAGCAGUGGAAGAAAAUAUUCACCAAUUGUUUUGUUAAGGUAGAUGCUGAAGUUGGAGGAAAAGGAAGUGCCAAACCAGUUGCCCCCGAAACUGUUGGUUCAACUGCUGUUGUUGCCAUUAUUUGUUCAUCCCACAUUAUAGUAGCAAACUGUGGAGACUCACGAGCAGUUUUAUGUCGUGGGAAAGAACCUAUGGCUUUAUCAGUGGACCAUAAACCAAAUCGAGAAGAUGAAUAUGCAAGAAUAGAAGCAGCUGGCGGCAAGGUUAUACAAUGGAAUGGGCAUCGUGUCUUUGGUGUUCUUGCAAUGUCAAGGUCAAUUGGGGAUAGAUACUUGAAACCAUGGAUUAUUCCAGAACCAGAAGUUAUGUUUAUUCCUCGGGCAAAAGAAGAUGAAUGUCUGAUUCUGGCUAGUGAUGGUCUGUGGGACGUCAUGUCAAAUGAAGAGGCAUGUGAUCUGGCUCGGAGACGAAUUCUCGUCUGGUAUAAAAAGAAUGGUACUGCACCUACCUCCUCAAGGGGUGAGGGAGUUGAUCCUGCAGCUCAGGCAGCAGCUGAGUACCUCGCAAACCGAGCUGUUCAAAAAGGAAGCAAAGACAACAUCACCGUAAUCGUUGUGGAUCUGAAAGCUCAAAGGAAGCUCAAAAGCAAAACAUGACAGUUUCUUUACAUUUUCUUUGUUGCAGCUCUUCAAUUAGUUAAAUUCCACGCGGCGCGAUAGAAUUCUGCCCGUCUGUUUUUCAUAUGGGCGUUACGACUACUCGUACGUACUAUAUAACGUGCGCCACCCUAGAACUCAUUCAUUGAUUUGAAGGGUUCAGACCAUCCCUAUGUAAAUGUUUUAGCUAUUUGUUUUAGGGAUUAGGAGAUGACAUGAUUCACAUUAUGAGUAGAUGUAUUCAUUGUGCCUCCGAGUUUAAAAAGGGGCUCUGUGAGGUAAUGACUUCAUAUUAUUUUAAUUGCAUGGUUCUUGUAAAGGAAAUAUCACAUCAGUUCCUUUUAA
Molecule: messenger RNA, 2548 nt
Organism: Manihot esculenta (cassava)
Lineage: Eukaryota; Viridiplantae; Streptophyta; Magnoliopsida; Malpighiales; Euphorbiaceae
Product: protein phosphatase 2C 53
Exons: 7
Coding region: 557-2203 (548 amino acids)
Biological process (GO): protein dephosphorylation
Molecular function (GO): protein serine/threonine phosphatase activity; cation binding
Source: RefSeq, a predicted model, not a curated record